UGUUAGAAUUAAUAAUUUGCCUACAUUUAUUUCGACCCAAAAGGACCAUUGUUAGAGAUCCCCUUAAUUGUGUUUGGACGUUUUCAUAAUGCCAGGUCACCAUGGCAAGCAGAAAAUUCGAAAGAAAAAAUCGAAGCGUGCUCCCGUCACUGAGAUGGAACGUACGCUAAAGGAUAGUAUUCAUGGGCGGAAGCGAAAGGAACGAACGAUACUCAAAGAUUUGAUCCCACCGAGAAUUACCCCUAAGCACAGCAAAGUUACGUUGUCGACCAACCUUCCCAUGUUUACCUCGCUAUCUAGCACGCUUUCCAAAGGUUCAGACAGCAUACCCAAGCCCUCACCAUCCAAAUCCUCUCCUUCGUCUAGUAAGGUGACAUAAACGAAUCAUUGUAAACUACUAAGAAAUAAAAAAUAAAGGCUAUGUUGUGAGUUCCCAUGACC
Molecule: messenger RNA, 441 nt
Organism: Phytomonas sp. Hart1
Lineage: Eukaryota; Euglenozoa; Kinetoplastea; Trypanosomatida; Trypanosomatidae
Source: the annotation of a GenBank genome assembly